AUGGGGGGAGUACGGCUCCUCGUGGUCUUCUUCCUGGUCUGCGCUGUGGUCUGCUCGGCGAGCCGCGCAGUGUCUGUUCCGGGUAAAGCUCCCAGCUCCGCCACCGGGGCCGCCGCCGCUCCUUCCGCCGGUGGCCGGCAGCCAUUUUCACAGCGGAGACGGCGGGUGGUGUAGGAGGAGACACGUCGCCUUCAUUUCCUCGGUCCUCCCCUGUUUCAUUCACCUGACGCGGUAGUUUUGGCGCAGGUAGCGGUGGCCCGGCGGCGGUGGAAGGGAGGACCAACGACGGAACCGAUGACUACGCUGAUCCGUCGGCUAACAGACGGCACGACCCCCACAUCGGCGGCGGCGGCGGUGGCAGCGGCGGCGGUGACGACAGCGGCGGCGGCGGCGGAGGGAGCGGAGGCGACGGCGGCGGCGGUGACGACAGCGGCGGCGGAGGCGGCGGAGGCGACGGCGGCGGCGGCGGCGGCGGAGGCGACGGCGGCGGCGGCGGCGGCGGCGGCGGCGGCGACCAUGGAAUCGGCACCCCUCAGCAACGCUGAGAGCUCCCUCUUAAAUUCUAACCCACCUAGGAGAGUUCCAGGCCACAUUUACGCUCCUAAAUAAAAUCCCGUUUCUGGGUAUCAUCUCUCUCUUUCUAUCUCUUAGAUUUUGAGCCGGAAUGGGCUUCGUACCCGGUCCAAACCAAGUUUAGAGCCUAUCUUGGAGACCGCUCUUGGGUUUGAUCGAGUUUCUUAUUUUCUACUUCGACGAAGAUAAUUUAUUAUAAUUAGUUAAAAUUACUAUUGGAAAAUAAUUUUAUUGUGCUUUAAUCUUUUGCAUUAAGAUCAAUAUAUUGUAUUAUGAGUAGAAAAUACCCGAAUACAUAAUUUUAUAUAAUACAAGAAACAUAUUUAAUAUCGUGAAUUGACUUCUAAUUAGGGGGUAUCUAAGUGAUUGGGUCGUCAACGAGAGAUAAGCCUAUGGAGGACACGGGAUUAUUGAGUCUUGUUCAUGUCGCCGUGGUCACUAG
Spirodela intermedia is the source of this 1015-nucleotide messenger RNA. The record is from the annotation of a GenBank genome assembly. NCBI's taxonomy places the organism in Eukaryota, Viridiplantae, Streptophyta, Magnoliopsida, Alismatales, Araceae.